Molecule: messenger RNA, 690 nt
Organism: Daphnia pulicaria
Lineage: Eukaryota; Metazoa; Arthropoda; Branchiopoda; Diplostraca; Daphniidae
Exons: 2
Coding region: 1-690 (229 amino acids)
Source: RefSeq, a predicted model, not a curated record
AUGGUGAGCCGAGAAACCCUCAUCGAGCCAGCCACGCCGGUUCAAGUGGGAUUGAACCUGGUCUACCCCUCCCAAAAAGCAAACAAUUUGGGAGUUGUCAUCGAGUCGUCCCUAUCGAUGUCCACCCAGAUCCGAGAAACCUGCAAAGCUGCUCAAUUUCAGCUUAGCAGGAUAAACAAAAUUUGCCGUUUUCUUGAUUUUUCUACUGCCAAAUGCAUUGUAAAUGCCCUAGUCCUAUCCCGAAUCGACUAUUGUAUCUCCCUCUACCUCGGCCUCCACGAAGAACUUCCCAAGCGACUGCAGCGUGUACAAAACGCUGCAGCCCGCACGAUUUUUAGCCUCAAUAAGCACGAUCCAAUCUCAAAGUAUCGAAAGGCCCUGCAUUGGAAUCGUGCAAAAUUCAGAGUAGCCUGUCUGUUCUUUCGCUGUCUGAAUGGCUCGGCCCUAACUUACCUCUCUAACCUGCUGACGCCUUACUCCCCGGCACGCGACCUGCGAUCGGGCGAGAAAAACCUUCUUGUAACCAAACCCUACCGCCUUAUUCAAUACGGCAAGUGUCUUGGCACGGAAAAUUUGGCAGGAUCCGGACGAAACCAUCUUUUUCCAAAUAGCAAAAAACCGGAAUCUCAAACCUAUCGUGAUCGCAAAAUGGCAGAAAAGGCCGAGAAAAUGACAUGUAACUUCCCGUAG